CAUUGCAUAAUCACAAAUAUGGCGCUGCGCUCUUACUGUCGGCUGCUGGCUGCACAGGUAGCUUGUUUGAAGCAUUGUGUAAAUGACUGUACAAGAAAUGUAUCCGGUUCCAGUUUAUCUUUUGCGAGAAUUAAAUCGCUGCGUGGGUCGGCUGGAGUGUUUGUGCUGUCGAGCCGCUGGCACAGAAGGUCAUGGCAUCCGGGUGUCAGUUCUUCUCAAUGCACCAGAGAGAAGCUUCACUCAGACACGGCAGGGUUCAGCAGGUGGACUCUUGCGUGGGGUGUCAUGGCCUUUUCACUUUUUGGAAGCUCUGAUGAGAGGACUGAGGAACAAAAACUCGAGGAUGAACUUAUUCUGCUCUUGAAGAAAGCCAAGUACAGCAUGAUGACUGGGGAACUGGACGCAGCCAAUGUUUUCUUACACAAAGCUGUCAGACUGGCACAUCAGAUGCACAGUAAUGAUGCCAUUAUAUAUACGUACAGCCUGAUGGCAAAUCUUGCCUUUGUCCAAGGUCAGCUGGAAAAUGCUGAGAAGCUGUUUAAAGCAGCCAUGAGUUUCAUGCUGUCAGGGGGAACACCACAGGAUGACAAUGCAGUGAUUGAGAUGUCGCUGAAGCUGGCCAGCAUAUAUGCCACUCAAAGCAAGAACGAGUUGGCGGAGCAUGGCUUCCAGUUCUGCACAGAGUCUUUAGAAGCCAAGAUUGAGAAACAGAAGGACCUUCUUCCAGAAAGCCUGACAGAUGAGGAGCGCAAAGAUACCAGGCUGCUGCUCGGCCUUAGUCUGGAUGCGAGGGCACGUUAUUUGGCGGCUAAUCGUCGUUUCACAGGGUCUUGCAGGGAUUACCGGCAUGCGCUGCAGAUCUGCCAGGAGGAGCAGGGAGAGUCCCACCCACAGACCCUGGUUCUGAUGAGUGAUCUGGCGACCGUUUUGGACCUGCAGGGGAAGCACGAUGAGGCGCUGGCUCAUGCAAAGAAGGCCGUUGAGCUUGCACAGGCAGCGGGUCACCCUGAUCAACAUGUGCUGCUUGGGAAUAUGGCAGGAAUUCUCAUGCACAAAGGGGAAUUUGAGGAGUCUGGUAAACUGUAUCAGGAAGCCCUGGCUCUGGCACGUGCAGCAGGAGAUGAAGAGGCUGUUGAGCAGCUUCAGGAGGGACUGAAAGAGCUGACCAACAGAAGAGACGGGCAAACGGAGAGCAAAGCUGAUGAACAGGAGAUCAAGCAAUGAUCCACA
This is a messenger RNA of Rhinichthys klamathensis goyatoka, 1230 nucleotides long. It is a transcript of the gene ttc19, whose product is annotated as tetratricopeptide repeat domain 19. NCBI's taxonomy places the organism in Eukaryota, Metazoa, Chordata, Actinopteri, Cypriniformes, Leuciscidae. Bases 19 to 1224 code for a protein of 401 amino acids. Gene Ontology annotation, cellular component: mitochondrial inner membrane. Gene Ontology annotation, molecular function: protein binding. Gene Ontology annotation, biological process: mitochondrial respiratory chain complex III assembly. The record is from RefSeq and is a predicted model, not a curated record. The transcript has 10 exons.